AUGACUAUCACCAUGAAGGCAUCUCUUGGAGACUUUGUGCUUCCACGUGGAGCUGGCGGUCCCCCCAAAGGCGAUCCAUCAUCAGAGCCAGCGCUCCCAUUAAAGUCGAAGGCUAAGGAGUCCGCACCCUUUAUGGGGUCGCGCCAUAAUCCUCAAUCCCGAGGCCAGAAGCGCGACUGGUACAACAAGCGUCGCAAUGAUACUGGGAAACAUUCCCAGCGUGCGCCACAGCCCGAGAAUGGCCAUCGUCUAGGAGAGGACCAGCAUCAGGGCUAUCAGGACCAGCGUCAAUACCAGCCCCUGUAUUAUGCGCCUGCGAACGUAGUUCUGGAGCACCCCGAUUACUUCAACUACAACCCCUCAAACGACUCCCAUACACCAGGUCGGAUUUAUUCUGAUGCGUAUGGCUUCGACCCUCAGCUUUUACCUAUGCUACCAGCCUCAUACCCAAUCUUCAUGUCGAUUCCACCAUCCCCUCCACGUAUGGGCCAGCUCUUUCCAUCCUCGAUGACUUUGGCGGCUUUGACAGCGGAGUUCGAGAAGCAUCGCGUGUGGGAUGAAUUGGAGGAAGUCGCUUCUAUGUGGUCCCCCCCUCUGCCUUCAGUCGAUCCCUUUGUCGAUCCCCCCAAGUCUUGGACUAAGAUGCGUCGUAGUCAAGCCGGGUAUCACCAUCAGCGUUCAACGCUCCGUCCUUGGGCGAAUGAAUUUGUGCCCGGUCGCUUGUUCCACCCAAUCUUGGGCUGGUAG
Messenger RNA from Talaromyces amestolkiae, 747 nucleotides. RefSeq lists its product as uncharacterized. NCBI's taxonomy places the organism in Eukaryota, Fungi, Ascomycota, Eurotiomycetes, Eurotiales, Trichocomaceae. Bases 1 to 747 code for a protein of 248 amino acids. The record is from RefSeq and is a predicted model, not a curated record. The transcript has a single exon.